GGCGCUUGUUGGCAACAGAGUAACGUCGCAACGACACUUUUUUUUUCAAUCCCAGUAAAAGAGUUUGAGCAGGAACAUAGUUGUGUAUAUGUAGCAGGGGGGUCCGGCUGCAUCUGGGGGGUGACGGCUGAUUUUCAGCACAUUUAUUUUAUUUUUUUCUAUUUUAUUUUCUCCUUGUUUUCCUUACUUCGAGCAAUCCAUUGCACGCGCGCGCACGCCGAUAUAUUUUGACGUAUAGAUUUUCGUAUAGACCAUGAACAAACUCUAUGUGGGGAAUCUGAGUCCUUCGGUGACCGUGGAGGACCUGAAGGAGCUCUUCAGCGAGAGGAAGCUUCCCGUGACCGACCAGGUCCUGCUCAAAUCCGGCUAUGCCUUCGUGGAUUUCCCCGACCAGAACUGGGCGAUUAAAGCCAUCGAGACUCUAUCCGGGAAAGUUGAAUUACAUGGGAAAGUCAUCGAGGUCGACUACUCUGUUCCUAAAAAACUAAGGAGUCGGAAGAUUCAGAUCCGGAACAUUCCUCCUCAUCUCCAGUGGGAGGUUUUGGACAGCCUGUUAGCAGAGUAUGGUACUGUAGAAAAUGUGGAACAAGUUAACACUGAUACAGAAACAGCAGUGGUGAAUGUGACAUACUCAACAAAAGAGGAGGCUAAAAUAGCUGUAGAAAAGUUAACAGGACAGACGUUUGAGGAUUACUCCUUUAAAGUGUCUUAUAUUUUGGAUAUGGAUGCUGCUCCACCCCUGCCUGCGACCCGAAAUCGUCGGGGUGGAAGGACAUCGCGGGAACAGGACUCCCAGCCCGGGACCUCUGGAGGCUCCCUGGGGCUCAGACAGAAACAGCCAGACUUCCCCCUGCGCAUGCUUGUGCCCACGCAGUUUGUGGGAGCCAUCAUUGGCAAAGAGGGUCUCACAAUCAAAAACAUAACCAAACAGACACAGUCUAAGGUGGACAUCCAUCGUAAGGAGAACGCGGGAGCAGCAGAGAAGCCCAUCACCAUCCACUCCACUCCUGAGGGCUGCUCCGCCGCAUGCCGUAUGAUCAUGGACAUCAUGCAGAAAGAGGCCGAUGACACGAAGGUAACUGAGGAUAUUCCUAUGAAGAUCCUGGCCCACAACAGUCUGGUCGGAAGACUGAUUGGGAAGGAGGGCAGGAACCUGAAGAAGAUUGAAGAAGAGACAGAGACCAAGAUAACCAUCUCCUCGUUACAGGAUUUAACUAUUUAUAACCCAGAGAGAACCAUAAUAGUGAAGGGGAGUAUCGAGGCCUGUUGUAGGGCUGAAGUGGAGAUCAUGAGGAAGCUGAGGGAAGCCUAUGAGAAUGAUAUUGCUGCUAUUAACCAACAAACCAACCUUAUCCCCGGGUUAAGCUUGAGUGCACUGGGCAUCUUUUCAACCGGUCUGUCAGUAUUGCCACCAGCUGCUGGGCCCAGAGGCGUCCCACCCGUACCCCCAACUGGCUACAAUCCUUUUCUUGGUCACUCAUCACAGCUGGGUGGGCUGUAUGGUGUGCCGCCUGCUAGUGCCGUCACUCACCAGCACACACAGGCUCCUGAACAGGAGGUGGUCUACCUCUUUAUCCCAACUCAGGCUGUCGGUGCUAUUAUUGGCAAGAAGGGCCAACAUAUUAAACAACUGGCACGAUUCGCAGGAGCCUCUAUUAAGAUUGCACCUGCAGAGAGUCCUGACGUCACUCAGAGGAUGGUCAUCAUCACUGGCCCGCCAGAAGCUCAGUUUAAGGCCCAGGGCAGAAUAUUUGGGAAGCUGAAAGAAGAGAAUUUUUUUACUGCAAAAGAGGAAGUGAAGCUGGAGACACAUAUAAAAGUGCCCUCUUCAGCAGCUGGGAGGGUCAUCGGGAAAGGUGGCAAAACGGUUAACGAGCUGCAGAACCUAACCAGUGCAGAGGUCAUAGUGCCACGGGACCAAACGCCAGACGAGAACGAUGAGGUCUUUGUCAAAAUCAGUGGGCAUUUCUUUGCCAGCCAGGUAAAUUAUACAUUAUAUAUCACUACAAAUGUGGACAGUGUUUGCUUUAAUAUUAAACCUUCUGCUGUUUUAUUCAAAAGGACUGAAAUUUACAGCUCUAGUAUGUACUGCUUUAGUGAUGGAUCUGAAUUCUGAAAACAUGCUACACUAUCCUAACCAGCAGCAAAUAAGUGUCUUUUUUCUUCCAUGUUAAUAUGAGGUUUUGUCCUAACCAGCCACUGCUGUCAAGAGCACUGCAUGAGAAGACGUAUAGUCGGCCACUUGGGCUUUAUUUUUCCAAGCUGGGCGGCCCCGUCUACAGUCAGAUCUCAUUGGUCCAAAAUUAUGCACACCUUAACUGUGACUAUGAUUUUGUCAUUUUGCACAACAUUGCAUUUCAACAUUGAUUUGAAAUCUGCAACAUCAAGUGUCAUACACUACCGUUCAAAAGUUUGGGGUUAGAAAAAUUCACAAAUAUUUCACAAAAAUAUUAAUCUGCACAACUGUUUUUAUCAUUGAUAAUAAGUAGGAAAUGAUUCUUGAGCAGCAGAUCAGUAUAUUAGAAUAAUUUCUGAAGGAUCAUGUGACACUGAAGACUGGAGUAAUGAUGCUGACAAUUCAGUUUUGCCAUCACAGGAAUAAAUAACAUUUCAAAAAAUAUUAAAAUAGAUAUAAAUUGUACUAAUAUUUCACAAUUUUACUUUUUUUUUUUUUUUUUUUAUACUGUAUUUUUGAUCAAAUAAAUGCAGCCUUUGUGAAAAGAAGAGACAUCUUCCAAAAAAAUCUUACCAACCCCAAACUUUUGAAUGUUAGUGUAUUUUACUUCAUUUUGUUCCUUGACCAUGUAAAAGCUAAAAGCUGUUGAAUUGGGUGUAAAUAAAAUCACCUCUUAUUGGUCAAUGACACAUUGCAGCAGUGUUGGGGGUAACACAUUACAAGUAAUGUGAGUUAUGUAAUCAGAUUACUUUUUUUCAAGUAACUAGUAAAGUAGUGCAUUACUUUUAAAUUUGCAACAAAAUUUGAGUUAUUUUUUCAAACAAGUAACGCAAGUUACUUUGUUUUCCCAUUUAUUGACUGACAGUUCUCCUGUCCCCAUGUUGAGAGAAAUCGGGAGUGAGUGCCAGAGGCGUUGUGUGCGCUGUGUGAACAUGAUGGUUAUUCUAAACUACUUCUAGACUAAAUGUGAGCGUACAUUUACUCAUUUACUUCUCCUGCAUCAUAUUCUUUAUUCAAGAAUGGCAGCACAGCUGAAAGGCUUGUUUGUUUGAACUGCGCCCUCUACUGUACAGGCAUGAAUUUGCAUUUCCUUCAGCCUGAGGCUUAUCCAUUUCACUUUUGGUGUGAAAGGGCCUGAACAUUUGCCAAAAAUAGAACUUUUUUUUGUUGUUAUAAAAACAAACAAACAAAUAGCCCAGCUCAGAUGAGAAGUAACGCAAAAGUAACAUAACACAUUACUUUCCAUAAAAAGUAACGAAAUCAGUUACUUUUUUGGGGAGUAAUGCAAAAUUGUAAUGCAUUACUUUUAAAAGUAACUUUCCCCAACCCUGCAGUGACAAAAACAUGAAAUCAUAUUGUCUUACAGUGCCACCUUCAAGCAGUCAUCUCUCUCCUACCAAACAUUUACCACUAUAAACAUGCUCUCCUCUGGUCCCACAGACUGCACAGAGGAAAAUCAGGGAGAUCAUCCAGCAGGUGAAGCAACAGGAGCAGAAGCACCAGCAAGGCGCCCCCGUGACACAUCGCUCCAAGUGACCAUCAGGGCAGCCCCAGCGGGCACCUGCCAAUGAAUGUAGCCCUCCCAACUGGAAUCAGACCAGACCGGAUGCAGGGGACCGGCCGGGCAGACCAGCAGCCGUGGGAUCAAAACCAAAGAACUUCUUUCUAGGGGAGAUGAAGGAGCCACAGGCAGAAGGGCUCUGAGUGCACUGCCAGCUUGGGGAGGGAGGGGGGAAGGAAGGAAGCGCAAGGAAGACAAGUGUUCUUUUUAUUGUUCAAACACACCCUGACUGAGAGAAGAAUAGGUAUAGGGCUUCUGUUAUCAGGAUGGGACACAUCACGAUCGCCCCAAGUAACAAUUUCUUUAGAAACUUCUUAAUUUAGGCUUAAUAUAGGGUUAACAAAGAUAAGACGCUCCAUUAACACGUGUACACUGAUGCAUUUUGAUUUGAGUUGUGUUGCUGUUUUGUUGGGUAGGAAAGUGUGGGUGUGCACUAGCAGUUGGCGACCCAUUUUUUUUUUUUUUUUUUUUAUUUUAUUUUUUUUUUAUAAUGCUCAGAUUGCGAUUUCAGUGAUCCUCAGCAGUAUUCUCACCAGUACACUAGAACAAAUAUACUGUUAUCUGAAGCAGAAGUACGAUUCUUGUUUUGCACAAGCCAUUGGGCGAGGAGUGCACAUAUGCGGUUGCGUGCACAUAUGCGGUUGCGUACGCAUAACAUUAUGUUUUUCAAAUUUCUUUGAUGUUGGGAACGAGAAUGUUGGGAAUUUUAAAGAACAGAACGUUUACUUAUAUCUUAGCCUGUUUGCAUUUCAGGACACAUCAUCCAACGCAACGGAUCCUUGUUACUUAAGCCUGCAGUGUGCCAACGGAUGCAGUUGAAACAUUUCUUACUGUGUAUAUCUUUCAUUUUUUAGCUUUUUGUUUUUAGUUUAUUCUUAUUUCUAUCCAGCUCUUACACUCCCUUUUUAUUUUAACGCCAGUUUUUUUGCGGCCUCUGCAUUUUGUCAUUUCAUUGCCUCCACAUUCUUGUGGCGGUAGUCAUCAUGAGACGGAGUAGGUAUGUAGUAGAUGUGGAUUAGGAGUCAACACCCCUUGUUUGCUUUAGGGGGUAUGAAAAGAAUAUAAAGCAAGCACCAGCGCCUGAAAGACAGCGCACCUUUACUGGCUUGGCAUCGGGCAGAAGCGAAAUCGAAUGUGCACCAAGAACUCUGCCUUAAUCUAUGCUGAAAGCAAACGAAAAUAUGAGCGACUCAAAAUGUGAUUGGAGGGUCAGGUUUAUUGUGGGACGAGGAGGCACCUGUGGUACACACACGACCGCGUUUGGCUUUAAAUCUCUUUGUCAGGGAGCUUUCUAAAUGGCAUGACAUCUGUGAAUGUACAAUAAGCAGCCUUUUAGAGAGAGCACCACCCUGUCAUGUUCAGUGAGCUGGUUGGUCAGCAAAAUUGU
This is a messenger RNA of Ctenopharyngodon idella (grass carp), 5124 nucleotides long. RefSeq names its product insulin-like growth factor 2 mRNA binding protein 2a (gene igf2bp2a). The transcript has 15 exons. Lineage: Eukaryota; Metazoa; Chordata; Actinopteri; Cypriniformes; Xenocyprididae. Gene Ontology annotation, cellular component: cytoplasm; cytosol; nucleus. The record is from RefSeq and is a predicted model, not a curated record. Gene Ontology annotation, molecular function: mRNA 3'-UTR binding. Gene Ontology annotation, biological process: regulation of gene expression; nervous system development. Bases 254 to 2116 code for a protein of 620 amino acids.